AUGUCAACAAAUUCUUCGUUUAUCAUUCGUCUACAAAAUUUGCCAAACGAAGGACGAGCGCAAGAUAUUCGUAAAUUUUUUACCGGUUUAGUAAUUCCUGAUGGUGGCGUUCAUGUGGUUGGCGGAGAAAAGGGCGAUGCAUUUAUUGCAUUCAAUACUGAUGAGGAUGCUCGGCAAGCAAUGAUGAGAAAGGGAUCAAUAUUAAAUAAUCCAAUUAAACUUUUUCUCAGUAGUCGUUCGGAAAUGUCAGACAUAGUAGCAAAAGCAAGAAUACAGACUACAGGAUUGAUAAAAAAGUUGUCAGAAAGUACAGCAAUAACAACAAGUGCAUCAUCAAACUUUCAUUCAUCGUAUUAUCCAAAUUUUUCAAACACAAAAUCUACGCCUAACACCACGAAUACAUCUGCAUCAAAUGAAAUGACCAGUAAUACUGCACAAUCGUCAUCGUCGAAUAAUCUAGCUAAUGAACUAGCAGCUAUUUUAUCUGCAUUACAGUCACAUCAGCAACCACCACCUCUUUUAGACACGUCCAAUGCAAAACCAGUCACUACAUUUCUACAUCAACAACAAGGUAAUGCAGUGCCUUCAUUCGUAGCACAAAGUGGCGUUGGUAACAGUAAUCAAGAUGGAUCAGUACCAAAUAUUCAAGCAUUAUUACAACUUUUCCAGGAAAAGCAAUUACAAACAUCGCAACAACAGCGCCAAUCAGCAAUGCCAUUCCAUCCACCAUUUAGUAGUCAAAUGGCUCCUCAUCAGCGAUUCGUUCAUCCAGUGCAACAACAACAGCAACAAUCAAAUGGUGGAUGGACUGCUCAAUCAGGGUCAGUUCUGACAAACACUUACAAUCAUCAUCCUAAUGUUGCUUCACUCUAUCAACAAUCACAACAACAGCUGAUGUCUCAACAACGAUCUCUUCCCUUGUUACCGGAUGACAAUGCUAAUCAUCAUAUGGUGUUAAAUAGCCAUAGUUCAGAAUCGACAACAGCUGGUUCGAAUUCAUUGUCAUCUCUCUACGGUCCAUCAUCACCAACAAUCAAACAACAAUCACAACCACUUGAUGAACCGUAUGUUAAGAUAAAAAAUAUCCCCUUAGCAUUCACCUAUUCUGAUAUCAAAAUGUUUUUCAAUAAAUAUAAAUUGAAUUUGGAUGAUAUUAAAAUUAUAAAUGAUCAAAAUGGGCAACGAACGGGUGAAAUUGUGUUACGUUUACAUUCGAUUAAUGAUGUUAAUGAAUUAUUGAAUUUAAACGGCCGACUACAAUGUAACAAUCAUUACUUAGAUAUUAAAAAAAUUGACGAAUACACAUUUGCUAGUUCAGUUGAUUCUUUUAUACCCGCAGCAUUGUCGAAAAAACGAGCAUUAAUACCAAGGAAUUGUGUUAAAGUUUUACAUUUACAUCCAAAAUGGGAUAAAAGAGAGAUAAAACGAUACUUCAAUGGGUGUAAUGUGACGCGAGAUCGAAACGGUGGUAUAUUUUUUGAAUUAGAUAAUAAUGCAAUGAAUCGUGGACCAACAUACAUUGAAUUUGAACAUGAAAUUGAUGUGGAAAAAGCAAUGUUCUAUAACAGUGAAGUUGUUGUGGGUGAUUCAAAAAUUGAAGUUUAUCGUAUGACGAAAUCAGAAAUGGAAACUGAAAUAAAUAAUUUAAAUCGUCGUGAUCGUCGACGACCACCCUUACUAACUCAUGAUGGAGAACCGAAUCAUUCAUCUCCAUUAGUAUUACACUCACCUACUCAUCGUUCAAAUGAAGCACGUUAUACUCGCCCUAAUAGUCAUUAUUCAAAUAAUUCAAAUAAUUAUCAACAGCAACAGAUUGAUCAUUCGUCUGGACAACAUCAACAAAAUAAUUAUCAACCAUUUUUAUUUAAUCAACAACAAGAUCAAUCAUCUAUCACGUGUUUACGUUUAAGCAAUAUUCCUUAUACAACAACUGAAAAACAAAUACGCGAUUAUUUUCAAAGUAUCAAUAUUAAUAUUGAAAGUUGCAAAUUUUUAAACGAUAAAUUUGGACGUCAAGCUGGUGAAGCAUUUGUACGUUUUCAUGAUACGCAGUCAUGUCAACGAGCGUAUGAAAAAAAACAACGACAAAUUUUUAAUGGAAAUUGUCUUGAUAUUCGACCACUGACAUUAAUGGAAUUUAAUCAAAAUCCAUUACCAUUGUCAAUGAAUGAGAUCAGAGAUCAAACAUCGCGUUUAUCAAAUAAUAUGCAACAACAACAACAAAAACGGCCAUACUAUGAGGAACGUAGAAGACCGUACGAUGAUCAGCAGAAACGACCACGUUUCAACAAUGGUAAUCAUUCUCACGAUGAUCAACGACAUACGUCAUCUCCUAUCCAAAAUUCGAAUGAUUUAAAUUCAAAAAUAGAUUACUCACAACGAGCAGCUCCGAUUCGUCAUAAUAAUGGAUCAUCUGAUCCCAAUCAUUUAUCAAAUUUACCGCCAUUACCCGAACAUAUGGAAAUUUAUCGUGGACGUAUAUUAUAUUUAUCAAAUGUUGCCUAUCGUGCAACACGAGAAGAAAUAUUGGAUCUAUUAAAACCAUUUAAUCCCAUUGAAGAAACACUAAAAAUUCGCUGUGAUAGUAAUGGAAAACCAACGGGUUUUGCGGUUGUGGCUUGUGCCGAACCACAUGAUGCACAAAAUGCUGUAUCAAAUUUGAACAAUCAAACAUUUAUGUUUCGAAAAAUUUAUUUAGCACAAAAAUAA
Molecule: messenger RNA, 2709 nt
Organism: Didymodactylos carnosus
Lineage: Eukaryota; Metazoa; Rotifera; Eurotatoria; Philodinida; Philodinidae
Source: the annotation of a GenBank genome assembly